GUCCAUGGUCCACCCCAUCCCCAUCCCCAUCCCCAUCCCUUCCCAGCGUCGGUCAGACUUCAGCGCCCCUCCUCCUCAUGGUGACUACGGAGCACCUCACGGACGAGCGACACUUGGGAACAUACGUGCCUGUGGCCAACCGCCCUGCUCAUGCUUGAUCUCGUGGCCAUCCGUGUCACGGCUAGCAUGCGAGGGCAGGGUAGGCGGUAGAGAUCCAUUGAUGGUGGUGGUGGCUGAUGGGGACGACCAAGGCGGUGAAGCUCAGCGACGGCCGCAACUGGCGGGAGGGGCGCGGGCGGAAAGAGCUCUCCGCGGUACAGAUGGCGGUCGAGAGGAACAGAGGAUACAAGGUUGGCGGAGACCUGAGCCCAGGGAGCAUGAUCAAAGCAGCGACAAGGGGCACGACCUGAGUAGCGACCUGGCGCGUGGGGAAGAGCCUCUCCGUCUCCUACCUGUACACCAGGCUGCGCUCAUCCUACUCCUGCUCUGGCUGCCAGCAGGGUUUUCAUAUACGGAGUGAUUAUGCCAAAGCUGCCGCAGCCACCGGAUGCCUCGUAGGAGAAGGUCGGACAGAAGCUGAGAUGUUCCUAAUCUCCCAUCUAGCAGUUUGAUUGCUGAUGUGUUUGAUGUUGAGGUGUCAGUUCUGGAAGCAGAGGUAAUGGAAUUUGCAUUUUAUUUCCAGAAAUGCCUACGGAGAUUGGAAUUUCAAGGAUGAAGAUACUGAUUUAUGCCAUCUUUCUGCUUCAAGAAUACAUUCUAUGUGCUCUCUUCCUUUCACUUCAGACUUACGAAUGUUUAGCCUGCUACGAAACUCAUGUGUUCGGCCUAAAGAGUUACAAAUUUAUCCGUGAUGGCCACAUGCACUAAUGCCUGAUGCAGUCUUGCGGGGAACAUUCAGCUAGCAGCGGCAUUUUCUCUGGCAGUGACAUGAUCAAUCCAUUGGUAGAUGAUAAUUACCUCAGGUGAUUCGAUAAUCUGUCUGUAGUUAUUUAUGGAUGAUUAGUUGUCAAUCGCUACAUUACAUGCACAUAGAGGCCUCAUAGAUAUAAUUUCUCUGUACCGAUGGUUGCUGGACUAAUAUUUCCUCAAAGCAGUAGUAUUAUCCAUCACAUCUUCCUUCUUCUCAUCACACUUGACGUGGUUAACAGCUUCAUUUGACUAAAAGAAUUUGACUCUUCCUAGCAGGCGAAAUUACUCCGAAGUGCUCGCAGAUUACCUACACUGAAAAAUAAUUUCUUGCUCAGCGCCGACGAUUUAUUCCAGCCAACGGAGUUAAAGAUCAUAUUUAUGCAACUUACUUGACACUCCCUCCGGUUGCUUUU
Lolium rigidum is the source of this 1322-nucleotide messenger RNA. RefSeq lists its product as uncharacterized. The transcript is spliced from 4 exons. NCBI's taxonomy places the organism in Eukaryota, Viridiplantae, Streptophyta, Magnoliopsida, Poales, Poaceae. Bases 5 to 520 code for a protein of 171 amino acids. The record is from RefSeq and is a predicted model, not a curated record.